Molecule: messenger RNA, 1856 nt
Organism: Callorhinchus milii (elephant shark)
Lineage: Eukaryota; Metazoa; Chordata; Chondrichthyes; Chimaeriformes; Callorhinchidae
Gene: cpeb2
Product: cytoplasmic polyadenylation element binding protein 2
Exons: 10
Coding region: 291-1616 (441 amino acids)
Biological process (GO): negative regulation of cytoplasmic translation
Cellular component (GO): synapse; cytoplasm; neuron projection
Molecular function (GO): mRNA regulatory element binding translation repressor activity; ribosome binding; mRNA 3'-UTR binding
Source: RefSeq, a predicted model, not a curated record
UCUUCCACGGGCUCCAGUCCAUUAACGGCACAGUCCUCUUCCAGAAUUUCGCCGCCAAUGCGGCCGGUGUGAGCCCGGGCUUCGGCGGCACCUUCUCUCCUCAGAUCAGUUUACCUCAGCAGCAGCAGCAGCAGCAGCAGCAGAACCGUCGAUCUCCUGUCGGCCUCCAACACCAUCACCACCACCACCCCCAGCACCACCAUCCCCAUCCCCAACACCAACACCAACACCAACACCAGGCCGCUUUCCCUCACCAGAGGAACACCUACAACCAUCAUCAGCAGCCCAUAAUGAAACAAUCUCCAUGGAACAGCCACCAGAGCAGUGGGUGGAGCGCAGGAGUCUCUUGGGGAGGCAUGUCGACAAGAGAUCACCGUAGAGCUGCUGGAGUAGGGAUGCCGGCAACAAUGAACCAAAUUUCUCCACUGAAGAAACCUUUCUCCAGUAAUGUCAUAGCGCCACCCAAAUUUCCUCGUUCAGCCCCAACACUGACACCAAAAUCCUGGAUCGAAGACAAUGUUUUCAGGACCGACAACAAUAGCAACACUCUGUUACCUUUACAGGAUCGCACUCGUCUAUAUGACUCCUUGAACAUGCACUCACUUGAAAACUCACUCAUUGAUAUAAUGAGAGCUGAGCACGAUCCACUGAAAGGGCGCUUGGGAUAUCCACAUCCAGGUACUGACCAUCUUCUCAUGCUUAAUGGGCGCUCUUCAUUGUUCCCUAUAGAAGAUGGAUUUCUUGAUGAUGGUCAUGCAGAUCAGACAAUCCCUGGCGUUCUGAAUUCACCUAACUGCUGCUCAUCUCACCAGAAUGGGGAACGAAUUGAACGGUACUCACGCAAAGUGUUUGUUGGUGGUCUUCCACCAGAUAUUGAUGAAGAUGAAAUUACUGCCAGCUUUCGCCGCUUUGGACCAUUGGUAGUUGACUGGCCUCACAAGGCAGAAAGCAAGUCCUAUUUUCCACCAAAAGGUUAUGCCUUUCUCCUGUUUCAAGAGGAAAGUUCUGUCCAGGCUCUGAUAGAUGCCUGCAUUGAAGAGGAUGGUAAACUCUAUCUUUGUGUCUCGAGCCCCACUAUCAAGGACAAACCAGUCCAAAUCCGCCCGUGGAAUCUGAGUGACAGCGACUUUGUGAUGGAUGGUUCACAACCUCUUGAUCCACGUAAAACUAUUUUUGUUGGUGGUGUUCCUCGGCCCCUAAGAGCUGUGGAGCUGGCUAUGAUAAUGGAUCGACUUUAUGGUGGAGUAUGUUACGCAGGAAUAGAUACUGACCCAGAGCUAAAGUACCCAAAAGGUGCAGGACGUGUUGCCUUUUCUAAUCAACAAAGCUACAUAGCUGCCAUCAGCGCUCGUUUUGUUCAGCUACAGCAUGGAGAUAUUGAUAAACGGGUGGAAGUUAAGCCAUACGUGCUAGAUGAUCAAAUGUGUGAUGAAUGCCAGGGUGCUCGAUGCGGUGGAAAGUUUGCUCCAUUUUUCUGUGCCAAUGUCACUUGUCUGCAGUAUUACUGUGAAUUUUGUUGGGCAAACAUCCACUCUCGCGCUGGGCGGGAGUUCCACAAGCCACUGGUGAAGGAGGGGGCUGACCGCCCUCGUCAGGUCCACUUCCGCUGGAGCUGAACACAUUCAGAUGUCUGAAGGAUCAUGACGGAUGAAGGGAAAAGAGUGCAUGAGGCUUAAAAGGCUGAAGAAACCAAGACUAGUUAGGAGAAAUAAGUGCAUUCUUCUGCCUCCUACCCCAGCUCUCAAUGCGUACAUCAUCUGUAGCAGCUAAUACACUACAGGCCUCUUGUUUGUCACCAAAACCCUGCAUCUCAGGCUUUACUAACUUUUUUGAGGUACUUUCAUGUUUUUAAAAAA